GGCAGAAAGGGAACCCCGUCUACCUCCGUAUUAAAAUAAAUCAUUUAAUUAAAAAUUAAAAGGGGAAAAAAAUCCGCACAGCCGGAGCAUCGUCGCCAUCGCUGCCGCAGGCUGGCUGUCCGCCUGGCCAUGCCAAGGACACGGCGAUGUAUUACUACUCCAGUCGGCCCAAAAUGAGUGCCAGCGCAGCCGGGGCAGCGGGAGUGGGUGCUGGCGGGGCCAGGCGACUGCAGAAUGGCAGUCGCUGCGCGGUUGGAGGCGGCUGCGGAGAGCUGGUGAACGGCGACGGGAGGUUUAGCGCCGUAGUGGCCACUGCUACUACCACCACCCCUACGGAAUGCUGUGACACGGAGAGUUGCGUGGCGGAGGCCCAGACGAACAGCGACUGGGACAAAGCUUCUAUUGCUGCUGCCUCUCCCCCCUGCACCAAUGCGGAGCCGGGCUCCGGGAGGCAGAAAAAGAAUAACAGCAGCUCCCCGAGCUUCUUUGUGAACGGCAGCACGGACGGCAUUAUCACGCGCGAGCGAGCGGGUGCGUGUGGGCAGUACGGGGAUCCUGGUGGGCUCGGUGGUGGUUGCAGUGCGGUUGGCAGACAAAGCGAUGGACCAGGAGAAGAUAACGGCAUUAAUAUUGAUCACGAACCCGAAGGCUCAAGGUACGGGGGCGAGCGUCUGUGUUUUAUGGUCCCUGCGUCUUCGAGAAGCGAGCGCAGAGCGUGCAAACCGCAAGCCCCGGUCACCGGGAGGAGGAACUAUAACGUUAAAGGGCAGACUCAGACCAAGGGGGCUGCUGCUUCAAUGACUGCCGCCGCAAGGUGUGGCAAUCAAAACGCCGAAUCGGCGAACAGUAAGCGCCGGGGAUGCAGUUACACUCGCGCUUCCAAACGGGUGUGCUACGCAGGCACAGCCCGUGCGGGGGACUGCGGCAGCUUAGGAACGGGGAGUGAAACACAGCAGGAUUCCGGUGACACGCCGCGGAUUUUCCCCGAGAGUCACAGCAGCGGCGUGUCUGAAAAGAGCAACGGCAGGCAGUGGCUGGGAUCGGAACAAGCAACUGAAGAUGUCGGUGAAAAGUGUCAGAUUAGGCGCACGAGCGCAACUGGGUCUCACAAAUCCAAUUCCACAGUGUGUCCGCGUGUGGCGGGUGACGCUAGUAAUGUAAACAGCAACGACAUGAUGCCACCUUGCCAAACGUCAAAAGGACGUGUGAGACUGUACCGUGUGCGCUCAUUCCUGGCCAGCACCUCCGGAUACCACAACGGCCAUGGAGAGAAUGGACGCUACAACUUAAACGGGAGCAGCAGGCCCUCACCUCCCUCGCAAGACAAAGCCGUCCUACCCCGUAAGCACAGUUCCCCGGUGGCUGAUAUCAGCGAGCAGAGAGGGAACGGUGGCUCAAAUGGGAGAGGGAGCUCUUCCCCAGACGCAGCGGUCGCAGAAAUGCCAGGUGCGGACAGGUCAGAUGCUGCUGAGGCAGAAGACACUCAGGUGAAACUGGAAGCCCAGGUGGAGCGGGCGUCAGGUGAAGCGAGCCGGCGCCAGGUAGAACUCGAGGAGCGCUCGGAGCGCGUACUUCGCCGCUUGCAGGCCGUGCAGGUGAAGCAGGUGGAGAGGCACGUGAGCCAGCAGCUGCAGGGCCUGAGCCGGAGGCCGUCGCAGGGAUCCGGUGACCGGAAGCCUGCUGCUGUGCUGUCCCAUAGCUCCCGGAGGAGAGAGCUCAGUCGGCUGGCGCACAGCUGCAGCGAGGUGCUCUCGGCGGCAGGGGGCGCUCUGGACUCGGACCAUACGGCCAGUAGUUCCGGGGGAAGCAGCGAGAGUGAGGAAGACGAUGAUGAAGAUGAAGGAUCAGUGAUGAAAGGAUGGACACACACGCGCUCCGCCAAAGCAGUGCGGCGGGCAACAGAGCUGCAGUGGGCUCAGGAGCGGGCGAGACUGGGCAGUAGGUGGGUCUGGCUACAGGCCCAGGUGUCCGAGCUGGAGUACAGAAUCAGGGCGCUGACCGAGCUCUACACACAUCUCCGCCAGGGCAAGGUGCGCACUGGUCCUGAAACACCUCUCAGAGCCCCCAGACCUCCCCCACCACAAAACAGCGCCACCUGCAGGUCCUCCUCUGCCGGUGAGCCUCUCAGGAAGACCAAGGCGGAAGACGCUGUCCCCUCUCCCCAACCCCCGCUAGCCUCCGCUGCUCGUGUCUGUCCGUUGCCACGACUACGGCGGCACAAGCUCCUUCGCCUGGAGGCAUGUCCAGCCCUGGGUUCAAAGCCAGUGUCGUUGCCGUGUGUGUGCGAGCCUUCCGUGGUGUGUGUGCUGUGUGGCGGGGGACCGCCACGGCCUCCACCGGACCCACGGGAGUGUGUGGAACAGCGACGGUCUCGGUUGGACCUGUGUGUGCAUCCAGUUCUUACACUCCCUUCAGACAUUCCUUUAGUGGUUCAGUGUGGGACGUCCCCGCUGGUCGGCGGUUCCCAGAAUGCAUUGCGUCGGACGGGUGUGCCCGCCCAUGCUGCUGGUGUGGGUAGGCGGGGCCAGGGAACUCAGAGGGCGGGGCGUGUGAGGAGGAGACUAAUGUGUCCCCGCCCACCUAAUACACUCCCCCCACUCCAACACAGUACAGGUGGAACCUGUGGCAGAAAUUACAGAGGUGUGGUCAGUCCUGGACUGCUGAAUCAGCGAAUCACAGACCUCCCUCCCCUGUCAACCACUCCCCUAGUUCCAGGUACUUCCAAUCAGCCCUUGCGCAGGCGUCGAGGGGAGAGCUCUUUUGACAUCGAUAACCUGGUGAUGCCCGUCGGUCUGGCAGGACUUGGAGCGCGAGUGCAGAAACUCCAGUACAAGGAGAUCAUCACUCCCAGCUGGAGGGAACUGGAUGAUGAGAGGGAGGUGCCACAUCCUGCUCUACUGGACUCCACACUCUCACACCAGCAGGAAGAGCCUCAGGGAGAUGCAGAGUCAGAGGAGGUGGAGGACAUGUCUGAUGGAUCUUUCCUCAGUCGUCAUGCUGUUUGUGAGAACAGAGAACGGGGUCGCUGGCGCAACUGGGCACACAGACGUCGCCGCGGCAGGUCCUCUUCGUUCCACGGUGAGGGCAGGUGGAGCUCCAAGUUGCUGGAGGGGUCGCCGUCGUCUCCGGACCCCAGGCAGGGAUACCCUACUGAGGGGGAGAUCUCUCCAGCCAGCCCCUUCCCCUUCACAGACCCAGAGGAUGCCAGCCUCUUCCUGCCUGAAGAGGAACAGCAGGUGAUGUUGCCAUGGGAACGCCGGACGUUCCCGCUGUUGGAAGCGGAGCUUGCAGCGUUGCAGGAAGAGGAAGAGGAGGAGGAGCAUUGCGAAGGCGAAGGCAGCGGACGUAGCCAGAGCACCGAUUCAGGCAUCUCUCUGGGCAGCCUGGAACUUUCCCCGAGGACCCCUCAGCCAGCAGCACCUCCCCCGGCAACCAGCUCAACUCAGGACCCUCCGUGCCCCGCGCGCUCCCCGAUCCCCGCUGCCUUCCUCCCCCGACCCCCUCUCUCACCCCACACCCUACACCCUGCUUUCACAGUGAGACGCCAGUCUAGAUCAGACGCUCCCUGAAUGAGAACGCAGCCUAGCCCAGUCGAGGUCAGUCACUUCCUCAGUGAGAACCCAACCCAACCCACCCCAGUCUAGAUUAAUCGCUUCCUAAUCCAGAGCCAUGGCCAGGUGUCGCCUGGAAGUCGGAUCUAAACACCCUCAGCUCCUCACUACCAGUUCGACCCCCUACCUCACUUCUGUCCACACACACACACACACACACACACCAUAAAAAAUACACCAUACAAACACCAAUCCUCUUUCUCUCUCUCUCUCACAAACACACACACACACACACACACACACACACACACACACACACACUUAGUUGUUGCUUUCCCUUAAUGUAGGUUGUGUGUGAGGGCACAAGUAGGGCACGUUAGCUUGCUGGUCAUGUUGAAGUACACCUAUCCAUUUGGCCAGAGUGAGUAGCCAUGUGUUUCUGACCUCUUUCAGGCCAUCUCCUACAUCCUUGUCUUGGCACCACUUUAAGAGCCAGCCAGAUCGCACUUAGACAGCUGAGCUCACUGACCAUUUUAACCCAUGGAAGUCCAGCAUCUCCUAUCCGCAUGACUUGGAACGGAAAAAGAUGCUAUGACUUUUGUACAGGAGAAGCUCAGGGGUGCAUGUCAAAUAUGUGGUUUAGUGACAAACCACUGAGUUAACCCCAAAAGUAACAAACGUUAAUCCCAAAGACGUGGUAAACCUCCUAAUAGAAGACACCUGUGAUUAUAUUCUCUAACAAAAUAAAGUCAUAGGGCCCCUCUCUACCUUGGUCUCACUAAACUAGCUACAUGGAAUACACCCCUGGUUCUUCUUCCCAUCCAGCAGGUGGCACCCUCAUCUCUCAUCACCAUAACUCUGGCCAGAUUGGCUCCACUGUUAUGUGCCAUUUACUCCUUAACCGAACACUUUACUUAGCUAGACUAACCUAGAACUACAAACAUCCACACACACACACACACACACACACACACACACACACACACACACACACCCACAGCAAUACACACUGUCCACCCUUGCCUUACAUGAUGUAUACACAGCGACUUUGACCCUUGUCUUUAUAAUCAACACAGACCAUACCCAUGCAUAACCCUAACGUUGCCCAAGGACCCUUCCUCCCACCCUACACAGUGUCCAUUUAGUAGUGUCCUUAGUAGGAUACAUGAUUGCAUACAGCCUUAUGCCCUGGUCUCACAGACUAGAAGACUCACAAAAGAGCAGUUCAUAUGUACUCCCCUACACUGCACACUAAAUGCAAAAACUACAAUUGUAAAACACUAACGUCUCAUUCUACACUCUUAAUCUAUUGGAACCUCCUGAACCUCUUUGUCUAGACUACAUUACCCAUAACCCAUAAUCCACUGCACCCCAGCACCUUAAAUUUGUACACUACAAUACCCCCGAUACUCACGGAUCUCUGUAUGGCCUUUCUAUGGUUCACCCUCCUGAGAUAUUACACCAUUCUAUUUCUUGUGUCUUCUUCCUUCUUCUUCUUCCUUCUUCCUCUUCGUCUCUACCCCCCCCCCCCCCCCCCCCCCACCAUACACACACACUCUUCCCACCCCUCCACCCAUCAUCUUCUCAGUGUCUCAGUCAAUACUGACUGAUGUGUUGACUGAGUUAUUAUAUAAAUUACUUUUCCGUUAAUGAUUUGAUUUUCUUGUUUUGAUGUUUGUUUUUGUUUUGUUUUCAUUUGGGGCCUGUCCAAACAUGGAUUUGUUUUUGUUUGCCUUUGUUUACUUGUCUGUCUGUUUUUAUCUACUUGGGGCUGAAUGACUCCGACUAUUUGUGUGUCUCCACUGCGCCACACGCACACACUCCAUCGAGCAUCUUACUCUAGCUCCAGAAAAACUGGAUACGACGGCUAAUUUUGGAAAAGGAUCUUUACUGACAUCUGGCUCUCAUCCAUCCAGCAGGCGCCCAUGCCAGACCAGGGUCAGAGCUACUCCACACUGCUGUCAGCUGCCUGAUGACGCCAUCUCAUCAGAACAUCCAUACCUAGCACUCUUAUGAGCUGGCUGAUUUCAUGCAGGUGUGUGUGUGAGCGUGUGUGUGUGUGUGCGCGUGCGUCAACAGUUUGGACAGGUCCUUUGCACUGCUGACUGACCGAUGUUGUGUGUAUACAAAUGUCUCUUUUGUAAAAAAAAAAAAAAAACAGAAAACACAAAAGGAACAUGAAGACUUAAAAAAGCGCACAAUGCUGUCAAUGCAAAGACUCAAUAAAAGAGAAGUAAAGACAA
Messenger RNA from Alosa sapidissima (American shad), 5794 nucleotides. RefSeq names its product KAT8 regulatory NSL complex subunit 1. NCBI's taxonomy places the organism in Eukaryota, Metazoa, Chordata, Actinopteri, Clupeiformes, Clupeidae. Gene Ontology annotation, molecular function: histone acetyltransferase binding. The coding region runs from base 147 to 3569 and encodes 1140 amino acids. The transcript has 12 exons. Gene Ontology annotation, cellular component: NSL complex. The record is from RefSeq and is a predicted model, not a curated record.